UUUCAGGCCAGGCGGUGACACGUAUAACUGAUACACGCCUGGCCGGAGAGACAGCAGUAGGAUUGGCGUGCUGCAUGUGUGGGCGGGCCCCCACUGACAUGACCCGGGUCAGGAAACUUAUGUCUCUCUUAUGAGACAAACACUGGAUUCUAGCCAAGGGAAUUUCUCAGGAAGUGUUUGUCUACGUUCCGGCACAUUUUCAGCGACUUUUUUGUUUUCCUCCGGAGCUCCAGAGGCGAUAUCGGACCGGCGGGUUCGAGUGAACCGGCGGUGGGACCGUACAGCUGGGAGCACAUGGUCGGGGUCCCAUCACUGUGGGGUGGGAUGAUGCGAGUGCGCAAGUGUGGCCGCUACUUUGCAUCGCCCGUUAAAACAUUAAUGCCCCACGUAGCUUGUUAAACAUUUACGCACGCUACAGGACAGUGCAGAAUUUGAUUUUUUUCUAAAUUAUCAGAUAGUAUAUCAAAAACAGUGUGAAGUUCCGCCGAUUUUCCAGGUCGAGGGUCUGCCCCCUUGACUGGAACACUGGAAUACCACAAGUCUUCCGAUGUCUCUGUGAAACCUAAUCCCUUGUAUGCGUUAAUUUUGUACGGAUCUCCAUAAAUAGUACCUCCGUCGACCGACUGGCUGUGUGCUGCGUUAUCAACAUCAGUCCCAGGCAAGGGCUAACAUGGGCCGCAGUCGUUACUUGUCUCUGAUAGCCAUGCCUUUAUUAAAAUUGACCAUUUAAUGGAUGUUUGGGAGACAUUCUCAAUGAAUUGGUUGGCUCAUCGAUCGUGAUUGCUGUGUAAGAGAGAUGCGUCAUCGCUUGAGGGUAGCCAGCUAGGGAAAGUGCUCCGGUGCACGGCUAUUACCGAUCAUUUCUACAGAGGCACGCUGGCAGGCGUCUGUUCGCAUACUCAGCAAUGGACGCAGUAUGAUCAUGGCAGUCUCCUGCAGCAGGACAUCAUUACUCGCGCUGUGGCUAUGGAGUUUUACCCUGGUGUGGAGAUGCUGCCUGUGCCAGACGGAACUAGGGGGCCACUUGUCGGGAUCUCGGGUCCUGACGUUAGCGGGAAGCCCGUACGUAGCGGCGGAGGAUAUCCACGUUCCCAGCGGCUCCGUCCUGACCGUGGAGCCGGGAGUUACCGUACGGUUCGGCCCUGGGGUGGGCUUGUUUGUUGCCGGUGCGCUGAAAGCGCAGGGCCGAGACGAUCAGAGGAUAACCUUUACCCGCUUGGACGGGGCGCCGACGUGGAAUUUAUCGAGUCGGCUAGGUCUUGGGAUCAGACUUGUGGAGGGAAGAACGUUAAACGAAGGUCGCUUAGAGUUGCAAGAUGCCAAUGACACAUGGGGAACAGUAUGCGACGACGGCUGGGAUAGCCGGGAUACAGCGGUUGCCUGCCGUCAGCUGGGGUACCGUGGGGGAGGGGAGUUUCGCCGCUUCGGUACCGGGACUGGACCCAUCCUACUGGAUGAGAUGGACUGCGAUGGGUCUGAACUUGCCCUCUUCAAGUGUCGCGUACAGACAUUGGGAAACCAUGACUGCGGGCACGACGAAGAUGUAGGACUUGUCUGCCAGGGGCCUCACAUAAUGCAGCCCCUGAACGGGUGGCAUGGCAUCGAGUUUGUUCCUGAUAGAACUAACAAGGACGAGAGAAGCGUGCUGGAGUAUGUCGACAUCAUCUAUGCUGGGAUCUCCACAAGUCUGGAGUCUGCGUCCUCUCUAAGGGUCGUUGGCGUCGCCCCGAAGAUCCACAAAGUGCGCAUCAAAGCGUCGUCCGGCACGGGGAUGGAGUUCGACUCCAUGGAGACUCCUCUCAACCUGACGGACACCAUCGUGUCGGGCAGCAUCGUGUCGGGCAUCAACAUCACCACUCAAGUGGGCGGAGUCACACUCAGGAACACCAAACUGACCAAUAACGGGGAGGACGGGCUGAGGUACUCGUUCAGACACGGGGAUUACCUGCCGGGGCCCGGCGACUUCUGUGCGUUCCUCCCGCAGGCAGAGGCGGGCUUUGAUCAGUACCCUAUUCACCUGGAGGGGAGGUCAUCACGGGACAAGGACUGCACCAAGGUAUUCACGACCAGCCCGGGGCACGUGCUCACUGUGCAAUACGUGAAGUGGAAGGGCGUUCCGAGGGACGACUCUUUUCUCCAGGUGAGAGACGGUCCUGACGAAACAGCACCUGUCCUUGGAGACCACAACUUCAGUGAGAACAUGCAUAAGAGCGUCACCAGUACAGGCAACGUCUUGUUCAUGCGGUUCAAGACGAAGAGAGCGUACGACGACUUAUUCGAAAUCCGGAUACUAAGCUCUGAAGGAGAAAGUGUCGACCUGUCACUGGACAGGUGUCUGCUUCAUCGGAACGGCGGGGACGGCGUGGUAGUGCAGAACCUUCAAGGUGAGGUCAAAGUUCAGGAGACGCUUCUAGCGAGCAACGGGAAGGCUGGAUUUCACAUAGCCAGCGGGAUCGGCAACGUGCUGCUGGAAAAGGUCGUGGCGCAGGAGAAUAAAGGGAAUGGUCUUUUGUUUGACUACUUCGGGGGGAAGGAGGUCAUCAAGGACAGCGUGGUGAGCCGGAACGGUAAAGACGGCCUGGCGUCGGCUCCGCCUCAGGUUCUGGAGAAUCUGGAGCAGUUCGAGGUCCUCAACAGCACCUUCAUUGCAAAUAAGGGACUGGCUAUCAAACUCAGCUCUACUUGUUCUCUUACGGCCUCCAAUAUCAUCAUUACAAAGAAUAUAAUCAAUUCCAACGGUGAGGGUGCAGUUGAUAUAGGCUCCUGCACGAUCGGAUACCCUUCAAAGGUCCUUGUGAAAGAAAACAUGUUCAGGAGGAACUUCGGGCGAGCCUUCGUCAUCCGCGAUAUGAACGAGUUUAACUUAAGAAUAGAAGGAAACAUCUUCCAGGACAACAGGGACACAACAAUACAUCUGAUUUCCCCAAACGUGCGGUCAGGCCCUGUGGACAUUGAAGUCGUCUCCAACAGCUUCUUCAUGAACUCAGGUCCCUCAAUCAUCUAUGUGGACCUGAUGAACGGAGACACAGACGAACAAAUACCAGCACACUCCUUUAUCUUCGUCUUUAACGUACUUGAGGAAAACACGGUUACUGUGCCAUUCCCCUAUCUAAUAGGGCGUGCCCUCAGUAACGCUGUUGUCGUCUUCAAAGCAACAAAUACUCUCAUUGAGAAAAGCAUCUUCGAUAAUCCUGAUUCAAGAUACGAGCUGUCCACCCUGCUCUUCAGUCCGCCAACCCGAUUGCUGGCAACGCGCAACUGGUGGGGAACGAAGAGGAAAGCGGUGAUUGCAGCCAGAAUAUUUGACUACAACAGUCGGUACACCCUGGCUAAGGUGGACUUCACGCCGUACUUGCUCAGUCCUGAUAUAUCAAACCUGACUCUGUCCGGGUCAACUGAACCUGCGAAUAAAUUCGUGCUUCUCAACAGAACAAUAGGGGGAACUAUCGGUGGGAACGUUGUCCUGUCGAAGAGGCUGAGUCCUUAUGUCGUAACCCGUGACAUCAACAUCCUUCCCGGCGGGAAGCUCGUCCUGGAGGCCGGCGUGAGGCUGGAGUUUCUCAUGCAUGUAGGGAUGAUGAUCCAUGGACAACUGAUAGCCAAUGGAACAGAGACGGCAAACAUAACGUUAACACUGCACGAACCUUCCCAGGACGGCGGCAACGUGCGGCUAGUUGACGGUAAGGGCCCCUGGGAAGGGCGAGUAGAGGUGCGUCGUGGCGGGCGAUGGGGGACCGUGUGUAGCAAAGGAUGGGACGCUGCCGACACCAUGAUACUCUGCAAACAGUUAGGUUAUCCAGAUUAUUACGAAUAUUUAUCCAGACCCGGGCCGUUGUCCGCUCCUAUCCUGUUGAACAAUGUCUCAUGCAAUGAUCAGGACCACGACAUCGUCAAGUGCAGAUCGACGCCGGUCGGGAACAGCUCCUGCAAACACCAAGACGACCUGUACGUCGGGUGUCUCCGCGGCCACUGGUCGGGUAUCAGGUUUACAGCGUCCACCGGGUACAGUUCCCUCCUAUAUACGGUAGUCGAGAGAGGCGGUGCUCAGGACAACAAUGACUCCCCCAUGGUACCGUCAGCGAUUCGGGUUGAUCUACACAACCACACUUUCAAACACGUGGAAAUCCGCGACUCUGCACAGAUGGGCAUGCACAUACUCUACACGCACCCUUUCCGAGACUCGGCAGAGGUUACAAACGUCACGGUGAUUGACAGCCCAAACAUAGGAUUAUCCAUGCGCUCACCGACGUUCAAGAUCAUUAACAGCACUGUUUCAGGUAGUGGUAGAGACGGAAUAGUAUUUGAAAGGCCACAGCACCGCGAUCCGUACGUAACUGAUGCCGAGGAUGUGAUGCUCCCACAGUUCCGACACAAAGUCUGUUCAGGCGACAAGACAUUGGACAGCAAUGAUUUCCUUUACGUAGAGCUUGACGAAAACACUGAGUCGGUGUGUACUGAUACCAUCACGUCACAAGAAGGUUCAGUAAUCGGCAUAGUUGUGCUAGAAGCCCUGCUGGACCCGUCUGAGGAACUAGUCGUUACGGCAGGAUCUCCAGGCAAUGACAGCGCCGCCAGAAUCGUGGUGGUGACGGACGAUCCCCUGGACUACCAGACCCAGAAGCUGGUCGCAACUGAAGGAACUAUCACCGUCAACUACCAAGGAUCGAGCAGUGGCUUUGGGCUACUACGGAUGCUUGUCCUUUCCAUUCCAGAACAGACGUUCUCCAGUGAAAGCGGGAUCCAGGUGGCGGCCUGUAACAUGUCCAACAACCGCGCCAACGGUAUCAGGGUCAACUUUCAGUCCAACGAAACGUUGACAACCAUCACGGGGACAAACAUAGAGAGGUCCGGAAUGAGAGGACUGCACGUGGAGAAGAGCCUCGGUAACGUCGAGGUGGCCUUUUCUGUAAUACACAACAACAUGUACAGCGGAGUGAUACUGAUGUAUUACGGCGGUGCACUAGACAUGAUCAAAAGCUCGGUAACGAACAACACCAACGGGAUAGAGUUCUACGCUGGAUAUACAUGGAUAGGAGACAAGAUGCCGACGAUAUAUCACACUGUCGAAGACUGUGAGAUCUCGGGCAACACGGAACAUGCCAUCAGCGUGACUACCGACCCACGUAGUGAGAAACUGUGGCAGUUGGAGAUUUCGGGCAGUCGUAUCACUCAUAACCGCGGAGACAUCAUUCACAUCUAUCCCAUGCAGUCCAUCAAAGGAAAAUCAUACCCCUUCUUGGUAUUCACGAGCGUCGAAUUCACACACAACGAAGGUCGUGUGAUGAGCAUUUAUGGCAUGUACUCGGAGAUCCUGCUUCAAAACAGCACGUUUGACAACAAUUUCGGCAGUAUAAUUGACGUACAAGAUGCAGGCUCUGUCAAAAUGACUAUCAGAGACAACAAAUUCGUGUCCAACGACUGCGGAGAUGCAGGCGUUCUCAUGGUGACAGGGAAAGAGAAGAGAAUGGCCAUCUCACGCAACCUGUUCUACAACAACACGGGCAGAUUUGUGGUGUACUUCCAGCUGCUGAGCCAGAGUCUGGACGAUGAAAGCCGUCUGAUCACCUUCUCCCACAACACCCUGCAGAGUAACCUCUACCGGAGACAGGACGUCUUCAGCGACCAGCUCAUGUCAUUCGCCUUCGGCAUCAGCGGCCUCAUGGCGCCCCUUUUAAGAUAUAACAGAUUCCACAAUGAAGACCUGAGACUGGAGCUGUUUGUGGACAUCCCUGCUGUGUCAGUAGACAGUGAGAUCGACGCACGGCUCAACUGGUGGGGGACACCGGAGGAGCACCUGCUUAUGGAGAGGAUAUUUGACUUUGAGGACUGGAACGAUCGCGCCUUGGUGGAGUAUUUCCCCUUCCUGGCAUCACCGGCUGACGAUGCCGUUGUCAUUGACACCAUGGUCCGUUAUCGCGGGGACGAUACAAUCCUAGGCGGCCGGUUAUUAGACCAUUCAACUCUGACAAUAGACCGCAGUCCGUAUUAUGUUUCAUCGGAUCUGACUGUGAUGCACAAUGUCACCCUAUCGAUCGAGCCCGGUGUGGAGAUACGGUUUGCUCCCAGAGUUGGUCUGCUCGUGCUCGGGUCGUUAUUAGCUCAGGGAACCGAGAAGGAUCACAUCACAUUCACCGGCAUGGAAGACAGCGAAGCACGGUUCAUAUCUGACACAUCCGUCUAUGACUUGCCCGUCAGACUUGUGGGAGGGUUUUGGAGAAGUGAAGGGCGACUGGAAGUUUUCUACAGAAAUCAGUGGGGGACUGUGUGUAAAGACGGUUGGGAUUAUAAAGACGCGGCGGUGGUGUGUAGACAGCUAGGGUACGGGCCUCCAGACCAACGUGAUUGGAAGUUUAAAAUCGAUGCCGCGGGCAGACCAGAUGGGCCGGUUUGGAUGGAUAACGUACAUUGUAGCGGAGAUGAAGGAGUAUUGACAGAAUGUGCGUUUGGGUCGCUGGGGUACAGCCUGUGCAGUCACAGUUAUGACGUUGGCGUCAGAUGCGAUGGUGGCGCCGUCGGGGAAAAGAUCCCGUGGGGCAAUGUCCGCUUCUCUGUCGACCAAGCGGUCUACGACCGGCAGGUGUCUGAGUCCUUGUUGGAGUACGUGGACAUCACUGGGGGAGGAUUUUUACAUCAGCGCCGCAUAGCGGCUUUACAGGCCACCUACAUAUACCCAGAUAUCAAGUUCGUUACCAUAUCGAACUGCUCUGGAAGCGGGCUGGAAGUUCUUGUUCCCCAGACCGAGACCUCCAUCGCCGAUAGCAUAUUCUUGCACAACCGUGGGUCCGGAGUAAAUAUCAUCAGAUCAGAAUACGACCUGAGAAUCAGGAACAUUACAACCGUAAACAAUAACGAUAACGGGGUGAGCUUUUCUCCUCUUGACAUCAUCGAAAACGAGAGACACUUCGGCUUUUGCUCCUUCUCCGAUCCCUCAAGGACUUUACCAGUUAGGAACAGAGCUUUUCUUCAUUACAAGUCUUCCUUACUCCGACAAGAGGUCGCCGAAGCCUACAAGAUCAUCAGGGCCCCAGACGGGUUCGUGGUCGACAUCAGAAUCCUCACAGGGUCGUUUUACAACCAGAAGAAGCGCAUUUCAUUCUUCAAGGGCGACAAAUUCACAGAUGAAGAGCUGUUCAUCGUCAUCGAUGAGAUGAACAAUCCGAAGGAAAACCAGGUGUAUUCAACGGGAACCAACAUCGUCGGAAUCUCAUUUAACAACUAUGAAAGGAGUCCCGAUUUCGAGUUCCUGGCAGAGAUUGUGGCUGUGCCAAUAUCAUACCCUCCCUGCACGUUUAGUAAGGACUCUCCGUGCAAGUGGAGGGACGUGGAGAUGGAGGAGAUAUCACCGCGCAGCAAGUGGGUUAUCUACGACGGGUCUGUUGCCAGUCAUUACUUCUACGGCACCAACUAUGACGCCGGCGGUGAAUACAAAGGGAGGUAUAUCUACGUUGGAACCGGGCUGGAGGACUUCAACAAAGACGAGGCGGCUUAUAGCGUCCUGGCGGGACCGGUCCUUCCUGUUGAACUAGACCUAUGUACUCUGUCCUUCUACUAUCACAUGAGGGGUCCUAGGACCUCGCUGGUUAUCUACGUGAACGACACGAGCGGGUUCCGGGAAAUUUGGCAGGCCCAGGAGAACCGCGACACGGACGGCUGGCAGCAGGUGGUCGUGCCGCUCUCACAGAUCGUGGACGACUUCAACGCAGUCUUCAUCGGAGGCCACGCCAGGACCAUCCCUAGCCACGUCGCUCUGGAUAAUAUUGAGUUCAAGAAAUGUAGUAAAGGAAAAUUUGCAUCUCACGUGGUAUCAGACAGCGUUUUCGUCGGGAACAAGCGCAGUGGAAUUCAUUACUCCAGCACUUUUGAACGUAAUCCGAAAGUCAACAUCGAACGGAACAUCUUAGCGGAGAAUGGAGGCAGCCUGAUCGGUGGGGCCGACCUGUCUUCCGCACUUGCCAUGACUGUCGGGGACGCCGAGUUCAUGAUCACUAAUAAUUUAGUGACGAACAACCAAGUAGGAGGGGUACACAUUCUGAUGCACUCGAGGAACCCCGAGCCACGAAGCAACAUGAUCGCAAACAACGUUCUCACCAAUAACAGGGACAGUGAGGCUGUGCUACUCCGAAGUAUGGUGAUGCCUAUGAUGUCUAUCAACAUCGUCGGUAACAACAUCGCCCACAACGCCGCUAAAGAUUACCGCAGUGCACUGGUGAUCACCAACACUGUUGCCAAUGUCUACAACAACACGUUCUACAACAACAGCGGCAUGUACACGGUGGAGUGGCAAUACCAGGGAGCCAGUGCGCUCACAGACCCGACCGAGCAGCAGUACUUUACUGGAAACCUCGUCCACUUCAACAAGGGUGAAAACCUGGACUUGCAGGCGACCAUCGUUACAGACGGACCAAUCAUGUAUCAGUCCAACUUCAUCAAAAAUCCGGCCAAUGAGUACGAAAUCAGCCAGCUCCAGUACCAGUUUGAAGAAGAAGAGGAAGAGAAACCAAAGGGUGACGAGGAACUUGACGAUGACGUUGAUGAGGAGGAGAAGGAGGAGGUCAGCGUCAUCGCUACAAACAACUGGUGGGGUUUCACCAAGAGACCGGAAGUCGCAGACAGGAUCCUGGGGGAGCUGAGGACCAGCAGAUCUAAAGUGACCUACGUUCCCUUCCUUACUGCUCCACCCUUCCAAUAUCGCACCGAAAGCUGCCCCAUGGGAUGGCUCCCGCACAGAGGAAGCUGUUACACCUACAAACCUGAGGUCUUCACGUGGAAGGAAGCCGUCGAAACCUGUUUGUCUGAGGGAGCAUCGAUUGCCUGGAUUACCGACGUCAUUGAGCGCGACUUUGUCCUGGAGAUGCUCCUGUCCCGAGGCUACAACGAAAAUUACAACGAGCCAACGUGGGUGGAGGCGGCCAGUCAUCUCACCGCACAGCAGGAGGGGUUCGCAGCUAGGAACCGUCCCAAGUGUUCCUACCUGAAGCUUCCAGGAUUUAAGGGCGAUGAUGGCCUGAGCUUGUACCCAGACUGUGGACUCGAGAGACAUCCUGUUGUUUGUAGGAAAGACAUAGUCGGUAACUGUCCCAAAAACUGCUUCCACCACGGCUUGUGUAUGGGGACGUCCUGUGUCUGUGACAAGGGCUGGGAGGGAGACGACUGCUCCAAGUUCCAUUGCAAGGAGAUUGGAAAUUGCAAUGACGUUGGAGAAUGUGUCGGUCCGAGUCAUUGCAAGUGCAAACCAGGGUGGAAGGGUUCCGCCUGUUCUGUGACGUAUUGCAACAGAUACGAUACAUGCCGAUCCUGCACGAAGCAGCCGGGGUGCGGCUGGUGCGACACCACCUCCCAGUGUCUGGCAGGCUCCGGGGACGGUCCGGACAAGUUGACACCCACCUGUCCAUCCUACUUCUACUACGACUGCAUCACUAUCGGGGGGAUGGAAAGCUGCUCAGAGCAGAUUGAGCAAAUCAAUUGCUUGUCAAAGUACUGCAACAACACUCGUACCAUCUUGGAUGAGGAAGUAUGUCGAAGGUGUCAAGACAUCGAGGGAUGUUACAAAGACAGCGAACUUGGAAUCUGCCCUGUCUGGAACGAGCAAAAAUGUCCCAGUGGUUUCGUCCGCCCUGACUAUUCAGAUGAGUCGAGGAUUCUUCGCUCCCUUGUACACAGGAACGUGAAGUACGUGGAUCCGAAGAAGGUCAUCUUGUACUCAUGUCCAGUGGAACCCAUCGUCCGUGAGACGGCAACCGACACCACGUUGUUUGUGGCGUAUCCUAAAAUCGACGCUUUUGACGGAGACAUUAUAUCCAGUCCCCAGAGUGGAGGUGUGAUGCACUGGGUGGACAAAGUUGAAAACCUAGAGAACCACACCAUGAUUGUUGCAAAACCAGUGGGUUUGGAAGACGUCGUGUCGUAUGCCGACUUCAGUCAGAAGGUACAGAUGUACCGAGUCAACGAUGAAAAAGCCAAGGAAGCCCUUCCUGACCACUUCUCAUUGAACUCCGUCAAGGAAGGCUUCGACCCUCGCACUGGAAGAUACAUCCACUUCAUGGAGGAUCGACCUGUAUACAAGUGUCUUGGGCGCGAGUUCAUUGACCUGAACACGGGAAACCUCGUCACGUCCUACUACAUGAUCAUGCCUGCCAACCCCGAGCCCGAGCCUGCUGUGAACGAGGGCGACCUUGUGGCAGACGCGGAGAGCCAGGGUUUUAUCGAAGUGGUGAAGGACUUCACAGAAGAGGAACUGGGCGUGUUCGUCCAUACCGAACACAAGCAGUGUGAGCCUGGGAACGUCCAAUGGUUGGAUGAACUUGAAUCAAAGAUCAGAAAGAAGCACAAGAGUGAAAUAGUGGAGGCCACCUUAGCAUGCACGGGUGGAGACAGCCGGCCUGGACUGCUAGUUCUGGACACGACUUCUGCUGAAGACUUGAACAUCCGCCCGGGGAACGUUAUCAUUGGUAGGACGACUGGUGCUGUCCUGUCCCAGAUAAUAACAGUGAGUUACGAAGAAGGUUUCCUGUUCCUGGAAUCCGUUGCCCUUACGUCAUCUUCUGACUACGUGGAGAAGGAAAAACUCAUGCUGUCAAGCACUAAGAGGAAGAAGCGGGCACUAGGCGAGAGUACUGCCGUGGCAGACUUCGACUGGAACAGACGGCUGAGAUCGACAUCUGAAGACGAAGAAGACACCGUAGACAUCUCUGCCAGCGUGAAGUUCACCCCGAAGUUAGACCUGACCCUCGCGGUGACCUCCGCGCCGCCCUACCUGACAGCCAUCGGUGCGGAGCUGGACGGGCCCAUACAACUACUGGCCAACGCCACGUACAGCUUCAAGGCAAGGAAAAGUUCGUCAGGAUCUCAGCAACUCGCCAUCAGACAAGCCAAGAGUGCCUUGGAGUUUUGUAUCAUAGUGGGACCGCCGUCUGCCAGUGUGUGUGUUCCUGGGAAGUUGUUGUUACAUGCUGAAGUUCUCUUCCAUGCUGAGAUGGAGGGCGCUGGUGUCCUCACGGUUGGAACGACUGCAAACUCCGAGGUGAAGAUGGGAGGACGGUGGCGACGGAGCUCAAAGGGCAUGGACUUCUCUGAACCUGGGAAGCCGUUCGACAUUCAUCACAACUAUGACGUCAAUAUGCCAGCCGGUAACAACGGGACCGUCACGAUCAGCGUGUCCCCGACGUUCUCGGUACAAUGGCCGUCCUUCUCCACCCCGACUCUACCGCCUGGGGUCCAUAAGGAUAUCCCCGACUGGAUGAAGGACGCUUUAGGUGCUGCCGGGGCGGACACGUUCUGGACCGGAGAGCCGCUGAUGCAGGCCUCGGUGAACACCCCUCUUGUGGCCAGCUUGAAGGCCAGCACGUGCUCGGAGCGCUGCAGCACGUCCGACAUGCCGCAGUAUGUGGAGCUGAGCGGGGGCGUGGUGAAGGCUGGAGGAGCCCUCAACAUCUCCUCUAAACGUUUCAACGAUACUUUCCGAUCCUUCCAAGCGCCAGACUACAUGAACAGUAGUAUGGUCAAUAUCACUAGCGGCUGUGAUGGCCAGCUCGAGUUGUGCUGUACCUGCCCCGGGACCGGUGAGCCUGGCUCAGUCAACCCGUACACGGGAGAGUGUAUGUGCGACUGCUACUGCGACCCUCCGCUCAACACCAGGAAGGGCAUUCCGAUGCGAGAUGGGAGUUGCGUUUGUAACACAUGUCCGGGAGGAUUACCCAGGAUGUACAUGGAAGACGGAGGGAUGGGAUGUCCCUGUCUGUGUAACGAUCUGUCAGAGCACGACAUGAAUGAAGAUGGCUCGUGCCCGUGUGAGUGCGACUGUCCGGACGGUAGUACAGAUACCAUCGCACCUGACGGCAGCUGUCCAUGUAGGUGCACCUGUAACAACUGCCAGGAUUCCAUACUCGGACCAGACGGCUGCAUCUGCCCAAAUGACGUGUGUCCGGUCUGUGACGACGGCCGGCUGCCGACAUGGGAGGGCUGUAAGUGUUCCUGUCCCGAGUCGGAGGACUGUGGUAGACCCCCGAUCUGUGUGGUGGGACGGAGAGGUCCUGAAUGUGAUCAGCCUGACUGCAGUCCGUGUCAGGACUGUUCAGGUAACGGCGUCUGUGCAGCAGACGUCGGUACGGGCUGCGGAUCCACCUGCCGCUGCCACCGCGGGUGGAGCGGGCCGUGCUGUAACCGCCGCCGGGCCAGGAGGGCAUGGGGAGACCCGCAUCUGGAGACCCUCGAUGGUAUACACUUUGACUAUUUUGGAAUCGGAGAGUUCUGGGACUGCAAGAGUCCGGUCAACGACUUCGGCAUUCAGACGAGGUUCUUCGCACACGAGCGGGUGUCACUCACUGGGGCUGUGGCCGUCAAGGCCGGGCCGAGUGUGGUCACCAUCACCACGCCACCCAAGUCUGCCAAUGCCAGCCACUUACCUUUCCUCAGGAUUGACGGUGUCCUCCAGCCCGUCGCCCUGGGACAGAGGUACACCCUUGCCAACAACACCGUGCUGCUGGAUGUCAGUAACCCAUCCGAGGGGAGAGUGGAAGACCCCGGCGCGGUGGUGGCGCUCUUCUCUUUCCAGUUUGUUUCUGGUGCCAGCAUUUCCGUGGACGUGAGACACAGCCCCGUCAUGCAGCGGAUGUACAUGAACGUUAUGUUUCUUCCCACCGCCAAGUUCAAGGGCAAUACAGACGGGCUCUGUGGCACUCUGGAUAACGACCCGGGAAAUGACUUCACGGGGCCUGAUGGGGUUCUGUUACCAGACGCCAUGGCCUUUGCGGAAUCCUGGCGUGUGAAUGAAACUAACGAGGACGGUGGUCUGGAGGGCAGUUGGUCUUGGACGGCGUCCAACUUCCACCACGGAGACGUGAUGGACCACGCCUACACAGACCCGUACUACAUCCCUCUGUAUGACAUCUCAGGCCUCCCGCCAGAUCGGCUCAAUGCGGCCCGAGACGCCUGCAUCAACAAGAAGCUUCCCAAGGACCUGCUCAUCAACUGCGUCUUUGACGUGGCGCUGACGAUGGACUCGUCCUUUGCAGAGCAGGGACAGCUGAACCUCGAAUGUCCUACGGAGUGUACCGGAAAGGGCCGAUGUGUUGAAGGAGAGUGCGUGUGUCUGCCCGGCUGGACAGGAGCUGAGUGUGAGACAGGACUGUGCGCCAACUGUUCAAAAGAACACGGGACGUGUUUGGACGGGUUCUGUCAGUGUGACAUCGGCUGGGAGGGACCAGGCUGCACCUGGGAAGCUACGUGCUACAAUGUGAACAACUGCACCAGCCCGGAGCACGGUUUGUGUGAAGAAACGGACGUCUGUCAGUGCAACGACGGUUUCAGUGGAAUCGACUGCGGCCUGCAGGCCACCUGUUAUGACGUGGACGACUGUUCCGGGAACGGCGUGUGCGUGGACUUUGACUGGUGCAGAUGUGACGUCGGCUGGACCGGCGAGGAUUGCUCGGUACAAUCCUGUCAAGACCUCGACUACUGUUCCGGCCAUGGUGAGUGUAUCGCCUAUGACGUGUGCGCAUGUCACCGCGGAUGGAAGGGUCGCAGCUGUGCCCUUCCGGACUGCCCGAAGUUGAGCCAGUGUUCCGGACAUGGUGACUGUGUGGCGCCCAACCGCUGCCGGUGUCACUCUGGCUACUUCGGGCGGAACUGCAGCACAACGUUCAACUGCUCGCACCUGAACAACUGUUACAACAACGGCAUGUGUGUGGUGGAGAGGCUGGAGGAUGGGUCUGUGGCUAACGCGUGUCGAUGCUAUCCUGGUUACGGAGGCGCAGACUGUGGCCAAGUGGCAUGCGACGAAGUGCGACAGUGUUCCAGGCAUGGCCGCUGUGUGGAGCCGAACGUGUGUGAGUGUAACUACGGUUACGCUGGUCACGACUGCAGCCGCUACACGUGCCAGGGGAUGCACUACUGCUCAGGACACGGUGUGUGUAUUGGGUACGACGUGUGCUACUGCCAUUCCCUGUGGUACGGCCGCGCCUGUAGCGAGCCUGACUGCACGAGGGUGAACCAUUGCUCGUCCCAGGGUACGUGCAUCUCACCGGACACCUGUGACUGUUUCCCCGGCUUCGAUGGGGAGGACUGCAGCCGUGCGUCCACGGUGAACGAGCACCCACCUGUCUUCGAGCCUGACUUCUACAAUGUGACCAUCUUAGAGAAUGUCCCCAUAGGUAGCAAAAUACUAUCGCCCAACGGAUAUGACGAAGACGGUGGGAAAAACGGUUUGCUGACGUUCACCCUGCUGCCGUUCGGCGCCUACAACUUGUUCACCAUCGACACUCGCACGGGAGAUGUCUACACCUCAGCUGAUGUGGACUAUGAGAGACUGCGCAUGCCUUCCAUCCAGCUCACCGUCGUUGCCACUGACAAAGGAACCAAUCCUCUAGCAGCGACGGCAGCGGUCAACGUCAAUGUGCAGGAUCUGAACGACAACUGUCCCGUGUUUUACGCCAACAUCCCCCUGUUCGUGAACUUCCCGACGACAACAGAGCCCGGUACAAUACUGGCCGUGACCAGGGCACAUGACUGGGACAGCGGUAAGAACGGUGAAAUCUGGUACAUACUCGACCAGGACACCAACAUCAACCUGUUCGACAUCCACUGGGACAGCGGCGUCAUCAGGAGUAUAGACCAGCUGCCUGCCGGUGUGCACAGAAUAGGUGUGAUAGCAUCCGAUAAAGGCGAGGCUCCGUGCUCUAGGCGCAUUGUCAUCACCCUGCUUGUAAGUAAGGUUGUAAGGAAGCUGUCAACCUCGCCUGGUUCCCCCUAUACUUACGAGUACGACAUAGAACCGGACGAGGAAGAGGAAGAGGAGGAGGAGGUGUUUGUAGAGCCCACCAGUGCCAGCACCGAGGAGUUCGACGUCAUCGCCUGGUUAACGUCCGGUCAAGACCGCCAGCCCACAUCUGUGGUUCCGGAGGGAAGCACGCUGGAAAUGGAAUUCUCCGCGACCGCCAUCGGCAGCGACGAGACGGGCAGCCCGACCAGUUCAGCCGAAAAGACGCUCGACGAGUUCUUACGGUCCAGGUUGGGUACAAAGGAUCCCGGCAACACGGCGGAAGGUAGUUCAGUAGAUGCCGGAGAACCUCUUGAAAUCGUGGUGGACAGUGAACCUCUUCCCGGUCCCGACACGGAAAGCAGCGCGACGAGCAGUGGGUCUGACUUAAACGACGACCAACUUAAGGAAAGCGACUUACCUCUGACAUCUUCUACUUCUGAUGAUGAUGUUGAAGAUGCAUCAGAUCAAGAUGAGUCCAACCCGUCUGCGUCUGGCACAGGGGAGAUAGAUACACCCGUUGCUGAGAAAAUUAACACAAGCACGCCUGUCCCUGAUGGAAAAGAACAAACAAACCCACCUACUACUACUGCUGCAGCUAUUAUUACCACUACUGCUGCAGGUACUACUACCACUACUGCUGCAGCUACUACUUCCACUUCUACCACUGCUACUACUACGACGACGGUGAAGACGACUACUGCUACCACUACUACUACUGCAGCAAGCAACACCGAGCCAGCGCCUAUAAGACCGCGAAAAGGCAAACCUCAACUGGAAGGCGUUUCAGCACCCAGUCCAACCAUGGGGGAUGUUACAAGCAAAGCAGACCCUCCAACACCGGCGUCUGAAAACACUGUAGAGACCGUCUUUUCAGGCAUAGAAAAUGCUGAACCUCCUGUAGAGUACGGUGAUACCCUUGAAUUUGAUUUCUUUGGCACACUGACUCCACUCGAGGAAAUUCCAGAUCCCACACCAAAAACCACGUUGGAGCGAAACGGACAGUCCCUAAUUCGAGAGUCGUCUCGAGAAAAUGAGCUGCCUACAGAAGACCGAAGUUUGCUGCGAUCGGAGGUGUUCGAUGAAUCGGGCGGAGACAGUAACAUCGUGACGGAUCCUAUCCGGCCAAGCCCCGGGAUCGGUGCAACAGGUCCGCGCAACUUGCAAUUCCCCGGAUGGAGAGAAAGUGUUCAAUACAAACAGCUGGCAGCGCUGGGCAGACAGGACCUAGACGCCGAUAGCGAAGAAGACAGAGACCCGCUCCGGGCACGGGGGGCACUCGCCCAGUUUGCCGGAGGGGAGGAAACCGUACCUGUUGGACACAAACCGCCGCCUGCCCAUGGUAAACAGGACCCGGGCGGCUCCGUAGCACGAAGUGGAGAUAGAGAAGCAGUCACGAGGGGAGGGAAGAAGCGACAGCCGGCCUCUCCACGCCCUCCCACCCCGCUCCCCGUCCCGUCACCCGCGCCCACGUCCAAGCCACAGACAACCACAAAGUCCACGGGUGGUGAAAAAGGAUUACGACCAGUCUACGUCGCAAGCAUCGUGGUGGGAGUGGCCGUUUUCUUCACCUGCGUGGCGCUGGCCUGCAUCAAAUGUCGUCGGACAGACCAUCGGCGGCGGCGGCGCAACGCCAAAAACGAGAAAGUUCGACGGUGGAUCGCUUCUAUUCCCGCAGACGUCGACUUUGACUUCAUCCCGAUGCAAGACAUGGGCAGGAUCGACUGGAGGCACAGCAACAGCCUGCCCAGACGCCCCCACAGUCUGGCACGGGCGUCCAUGUUGAGCACCCGGACUGACAAGACUGGAUCCACAGCUAGUGGAUAUCACUCUGCUAUGGAGUCAUUGGACGAAUCGGGUCGCCUGAGGAGAGAACGCUUGGGGACUGCUGGGUACCUCAAGUCCAUAGAGGAUGAGGCUGAAGACGACCCCCAGGCUCAUCCACAACAGGAGCGUCCGACUCGCCCAGAAACUCCAACCCUCCCAGAAGAGCCGAGCAAGCGCGACGACGGAGAGCGUCUGAGACUGGAGCGCCUGAUAUACGCGGGGUACACAACCCCGUCACAGACAAGAAGUGUAGAAGAGAAAGAAAAGAAGGAGACCCUUCCAAAGUCGGAAAGCCAUCAGAUGAGAAUGGAUCGUCUGUCCAUAGCUGGUUACGCUCCACGAGAACCCAAGGCAAACCCUGCGGAUCCCGGCACAGACUCCGCCGCAGAGACUGGCUACACCACCGCUGUGGAGUCACCGGACGACGACUCGCCCAUUGCAUCAGGCAGUACGACUUUGGAACGGCCAGAAGUAAUAUUACGUAUUGACGAAGAGACGGACAUAGAAAAAGAAAUAUUACCUACAGCCGAUGAUAUUGUUGUGAACGACAUAGCUCUAGACUAGGGGUCACGUGGUGUACAUAUCGUUGGGUUAUCGUUAGAUGGUUGGUUGGGGAUGUACUUUACUGAUAAAGGAAGCACAUCCCCAGUCUUGCUUUAUUUCCAGUAGAGAAUGCAUGACUGUGCAAUCUUUAAGAAAAAGGACGGCGUUUUCUAAUGAAUGUGAAUGAAAUAUUUAAGAAGCCACGAGAGGCACUCAGGGGGAACAAGUGGAGACGUCCACAGCAACUGUUGCUGCUAUUCUACAAGUUUCCGAGGACUUUGAAGAGGACAUUCCUUACGUUGUUGUCAAAUCAUGUUGAUGAACCUACCUCCCUUUAAUAUAAGCAAACAGCCAACCCGCUAUUCUUCCCUUGUUUGACCAUCUUGGAAUCAUUGACAGUUUUCUGAUAGUGUUCAUUCUUUGUAGUGAAAUUAUGACAAGGACUUUCUUGCAAGCUUACUGAAUGGUACAACAGAGAAUGUGUCCAAAAUCACAAACAUUUCAAAUCGCUCUGUAGAAAACAGAAAUAAUAUCUUCUGGAAGAGAUAAGUUUAUUCUCAUGACUGUCUGAUAAAAAAUAAACUAUCUCUGCAUACUGGCAACUAGUGUACUUACUUUUCUAAUUGGUCUUCCUGAAUACAAAGGUUCUAAUAGUGAUGAUUCACAUUUAAACUUUGCAAUACAAAAUGACCAAUAAAGUGGGUAUUUCACUGGACUGUACCAAAUUUUGUAAGAUAGUAAAAGGCCUUCACUAAGCGGCAUAAACCAGUGCCAAUUGGCCCCAAUUUCUUGCAAUUUAAAAAAAAUGUAAUUGGCAAAAUAAGCGCAAAGAUCCUUUAUCACUGCAAAUAUCUUUUUCAUAUGAAUUCUUUGUCAUUGUACAUCGAUUUUUCGAUUAGCCCAAUGUCUUAGCAUAAUUUGGUACAGUAUAGUGAUAUACCCUCUCUAUGGCACAGGCUCUGAUUGUACAUUUGUAUCUGAUAAAUAUCAUCCCCUAUCCCAACUUGGCACAUGGAAACAAAAGCAGCUUAUCUGCUAAAUCAUGGACAGUAAUCUGCAAUUCAUACUUUGCACAUACAUUAAUCAACAUCAUUUUUUACACUAGAAAAAAAUUUAGUUUUGAGGAGACUACUGAUAAUCCUCAACCACAGCUUCCAAACAGUUUCAAAACAAUUUUGCAUAUUGCAGUCAGAAGAAGGACCUCUUUCCAUUGCCUGGGAGGUCUCUAGUAACAAAUUGUUCCAUUCAUGAAAAUUAGACAAGUACAACCAAAAGUAACAAUAAAAAAACUGAGAAUGAGCUUGAUCCUUACAUUUGCUUGAAGAUUAUAUCAGAGGAUCCACCCAUGUAAAUGAUACAUACUGAAUGGAGAGGUAGGCACUGGGACUUGCAUAGCAAUAGCACAAUGUCACAUAAAAGCCAGGUAAAACUAAAUGCAACAUUUCUUUUGUAACUUCAUCAUACCCUUACUGUCAGUUACGUGCUUGUGUGAGGACAGUUUAUGUUUGAUGAGAAUGUAGCCAAAUUAAGGGUACGCUUGAAACAACCCCUAUAAAAUGAUACAAACCUGUAAAGUUUAGCCCCUGUAUGGUCUACCUUGAGCAUUUGGAGUGGGCAAUUAAAAACUAAGUAAAAAGUACAUCUAUGAAGUUCUAAAAAAAA
This is a messenger RNA of Branchiostoma floridae (Florida lancelet), 18784 nucleotides long. RefSeq lists its product as uncharacterized. The record is from RefSeq and is a predicted model, not a curated record. The coding region runs from base 917 to 17143 and encodes 5408 amino acids. Lineage: Eukaryota; Metazoa; Chordata; Leptocardii; Amphioxiformes; Branchiostomatidae. Gene Ontology annotation, cellular component: plasma membrane. The transcript is spliced from 46 exons. Gene Ontology annotation, biological process: homophilic cell-cell adhesion. Gene Ontology annotation, molecular function: calcium ion binding.